Messenger RNA from Owenia fusiformis, 2009 nucleotides. NCBI's taxonomy places the organism in Eukaryota, Metazoa, Annelida, Polychaeta, Sabellida, Oweniidae. The record is from the annotation of a GenBank genome assembly.
AUGAAAUUUUUUCAAAGAUUUCAUCAACUUUUUAUCAAUAACUCUCGACACACGCGGUCAAAGAUCAUCGUGGUUCCACCAGAGGCAAGAUGUCAUACUAAAGCCGUUACUGGAACCAACACUUCAUUCACAGCAAGGAGUCAUACAUUGGGAGAGCUCAGGGUAGACCAUGUUAACACCAAAGUAAAACUAUGUGGUUGGUUACAAUUCCAAAGAUAUGGAAGGUUUUUAACAUUAAGAGAUGCAUAUGGUACAACACAGCUCAUUGUGCCGGAAGAGAAUGCAGAAUUGGUUGAAAAAAUUGGCAGCUUGUCAUAUGAAACAGUAUUGGAAGUUGUUGGCACAGUUAAGGCUAGGCCUACAGAGCAGAAAAAUAAGGCAAUGGCAACAGGAGAUGUUGAAGUAGAGAUUGAAGACAUGAAGGUCCUCAACUCCUGUAAACAGGGACUACCAUUUGAAAUAAGAGACUUUACAAAGGUAAAUGAGACACUACGGCUGAAGUAUCGGUACCUAGAUCUGAGGCAUCAACAAAUGCAGAAAAACCUAAGACUUCGCUCUAAAUUUAUCAAUGACAUCAGAGGAUUCUUAUGUAACAAACAUGGAUUCCUCGAUGUAGAGACACCCACAUUAUUUAGAAAAACUCCUGGGGGAGCACAGGAGUUUAUAGUACCCAGCAGUCAGCACAAAGGUCACUUCUAUUCUCUACCACAAAGCCCACAGCAGUUCAAGCAGUUGCUGAUGGUGGGAGGUAUAGAUAGAUACAUGCAGAUAGCUAGGUGUUAUAGAGAUGAGGGGGCUAAGCCAGACAGGCAACCUGAAUUUACACAGCUGGACAUAGAGUUAUCUUUUACAACCAGGAAUGAUAUACAGACCCUUAUAGAGGAGAUGUUAGUUGAGGUUUGGCCUGAUGAUUUUCCUAAAAUCCCCUCACAAUUCCCAAGGCUAACAUACCAAGAGGCAAUGUCUCAGUAUGGAUCUGAUAAACCUGAUACAAGGUUUAACUGGAAGUUGAAAGAUGUAACAAACAUAAUACAAGAAUCGCAAGACUGUGUCAUAUCAGACGAUUUGAAAAGUGAUUCAAACACAGCUUGCUGCUUGGUUAUUCCUCAAGGCAAGAAUAAUAUUAGUGGCAAGACAAUCAACAAACUAAAGCAAUUUGGGAAGCAGUUAGACGCCUCUGUGAAAGUUUACUUCACAAAGGUACAAGAUGGUGAUAAUCUACAAGGGGACUUGUCUAAGAAACUUUCUCAAGAUACUGCUCAUAAGCUAAUACAUAAAGUCGAAGGUGUAUCUAUGGACCUCCUGCUGGUUGCAACUGGCAAGUGGACUGAUGUUCAUACAGUGCUUGGACGGUUGAGGACAGAAUGCGCCAAUAUAUAUGAAGAACAGGGUGUUGAAGUGAGACAGAAAAAAGCAUACAAUUUUCUAUGGGUUGAAGACUUUCCUUUGUUUCUUCCAAGAGAGGAUGGAGAAGCGGGGAUAGAAUCUGCUCAUCACCCAUUUACUGCCCCACAUCCUGAAGAUGCCCAUCUUCUACAUACUCAACCAGAUAAGGCUAGAAGUCUACAUUAUGACUUGGUGUUGAAUGGCAGUGAGGUGGGAGGAGGCUCUAUAAGAAUACAUAAUGCUGAUUUACAGAGACGGGUGUUGGAGGAUAUACUAAAGGUUGAAGUAGGCCAAUUGGAACAUUUACUUGAAGCCCUAGAAUAUGGAUGUCCACCACAUGGUGGGAUAGCACUAGGACUUGAUCGAUUGAUUGCAGUACUUUGCGAUGCUCCAAGUAUUCGUGAUGUGAUAGCUUUCCCAAAAUCAUCUGAUGGUUGGGAUCUCAUGAGUCGGGCACCUGCACCGGGUACCAAAGAAGAUCUAAGUCAUUACCAUAUAUGUACAAGUGAUGUCAUGAGUGAAACUGACUUAAGCAAAUAAGGCAGAAUGUGUUUUUGGAGACAAUUUUGUUGUUUAAGAGACUAGGUCAAUAUUUCAAAACCUAAUUAAUUACAUUUCAGACU